CGUUCCAAGUUUACAUUAAAAAAAGAGAAGGAAAAAAAAAAAAACUAAAUAACUAAAAAAAGUCCCAACAUGCAACCUGAGCAUUACUUCUCGGAGAAGUCCUCGUUCCCCGUUGCCGUCGACGAGGACGACAAAGCCACCGAGUUCCGUCCGCUCUCGGCAGGGCGGCCACACAUGCUUACCUUCCACCUGGCAUGGCUGAACCUCUUCUCCUGCUUCUUCUCCACCUUUUCCAUUCCCCCACUCCUUCCGGUCAUCCGUGAAGACCUCAAACUCACCGCCGCCGAAAUAGGCGCCGCUGGCACCGCCUCCUUUGCGGGCUCCAUCUUCUCCCGCCUCCUCAUGGGACCCACCUGUGACCUUGUCGGCCCCCGCAUAGCCUCUGGCACGCUCUCCCUCCUCACCGCCCCAAUCAUCCUCGCCACCUCCCUGGCCUCCACACCCGCCUCCUUCAUCGCCAUCCGCUUCCUCGUCGGUUUCUGCCUCGCUAAUUUUGUCUCCAGCCAGUUCUGGAUGAGCUCCAUGUUCUCCGGCAACGUCGUCGGCCUCGCAAACGGCGUUGUCGCAGGCUGGGCCAACGUCGGCUCUGGCGUGACCCAACUCGUCAUGCCCGUCGUCUACUCCCUCUUCAUCUCACUAUUCAACCUCCCUUCCUCCACCGCAUGGCGCUUAUCAUUCAUAAUCCCGGCAAUUUUCCAAGCCACCACCGGAACCUUGGUUUUGUUAUACGGUCAAGAUCUCCCUUCUAGUAACCACAACACCAAGAGAGGUACUAAUCGAAAGGAGAGUGUAUUUGUUGUUGUGCUGCGUGGGUUGUCGAAUUACAGAGGAUGGGUUCUGGGACUGCUGUAUGCGUCGUCGUUUGGGGUGGAGCUUACAAUGGACAACAUAAUAGCGGAGUAUUUCUAUGACAGGUUCGGGGUGAAUGUUCAGACGGCGGGAACCAUAGCGGCGUGUUUUGGGAUGGCGAAUGUGUUUUCGAGGCCAAUGGGUGGAGUGAUGUCUGACAGGAUGGGGAAGAGGUUCGGGAUGAGAGGGAGGCUUUGGGGGGUGUGGGCGGUUCAGACGGUGGCCGGUUUGCUCUGUGUGUUGCUGGGCCGAGUUGACUCGCUUUGGAGCUCGGUGCUUGUGAUGUGCUGCUUUUCAGUGUUUGUUCAAGCUUCUUCUGGCCUCAUCUUUGGCGUGGUUCCUUUCGUUUCCAAGAGAUCGCUAGGAGUAAUAGCAGGAAUGACUGGAAGCGGUGGAACGAUAGGAGCAGUUGUGACGCAAAUGGUGUUGUUCUCAAGCGGCAACUUAUCUAAACAGACAAGUAUAUCCGUGAUGGGUCUAUUCAUCAUAUUUUGUACUCUUCCUGUAACUUCGAUCUACUUCUCUCGUUGGGGAGGAAUGUUUUGUGGUCCGACAUCAUGCCAUGAUUCAAUCCAGGAAAAUUAUAGUCUUCUGGAAUAACAUAUUUACAUUCGAAGAAGAAGAGAUAUAUCACAAUUACGCGUUAUGUCAUAUAUAACUAAAUUGGUCAAUGUAAUCGAUAACAUAUAUUAUAAUAGACUGAGGUAAUUUAUAUUAUAAUUGACUAUCUAUACUUUUUUUGUAAUUAAGAUUAUUUUAUCUGAAG
Messenger RNA from Arachis stenosperma, 1615 nucleotides. Its product is annotated as high affinity nitrate transporter 2.7. Lineage: Eukaryota; Viridiplantae; Streptophyta; Magnoliopsida; Fabales; Fabaceae. The record is from RefSeq and is a predicted model, not a curated record. Bases 70 to 1449 code for a protein of 459 amino acids. Gene Ontology annotation, biological process: transmembrane transport. The transcript is spliced from 3 exons. Gene Ontology annotation, molecular function: nitrate transmembrane transporter activity.